AUGGAUAGGAGAAUAGAAGCUAGAAGAAAAGAAUUUAAAAAGAAUUGUGAUGACACAAGAAGGAAAAGAGAAGAUUUAGUAGUUCAGAUAAGAAAACAAACAAGAGAAUGUCAAUUAGAAAGUAAAAGAGCUAUGGUAAUGGCUAAUAUAGGAUUUGAAGAGAAUAAUACAUAUAACCUUAAUUACGCAAAAGGAAAUCAAAAUGAUUCAACUAAUGAUUCCAUAUAUAACACUUCAUCAAAUAAUAGUUCAAACACAUUAGAAAUGUUAAAGAAAAUUCCCACAUUAGCUAUAGGUGUAAGAUCUAAUGAAUAUGUAACACAAUUAAAUAGUACAAGGGAAUUAAGAAAAUUAUUAUCUAUAGAAAAAGGGCCACCAAUACAAGAAGUUAUAAAUUCAGGUGUUGUUCCUUAUAUUGUAGAAUUUUUAAAAUAUGAUGAUAAAACUGAUUUACAAUUUGAAGCAGCUUGGGUUAUAACUAAUAUUGCAUCAGGAUCACAAGAACAAACUAAGGUAGUAAUUGAUAAUAAUGCUGUUCCUCAUCUUGUUAGAUUAUUAAGUAGUGAAAAAGAAGAUGUGUGUGAACAAGCUGUUUGGGCUUUAGGAAAUAUUGCAGGAGAUUCUGCUGAAUGUAGAGAAUAUGUUUUAAAUCAAAAUUCAUUACCAUUAUUAUUAAAAAUUUUACGAACUAGCCAUAAAAGAACUUUAAUCAGAAAUGCUGCAUGGACUUUAUCUAACUUAUGUAGAGGUAAACCUGCACCAAAAUUUGAAAUAGUUUCCAAGGCUUUACCAACAUUAGCUGCCUUAAUAUAUAAUGAUGAUGAAGAAAUAUUGACAGAUGCCUGCUGGACCCUUUCCUAUUUAUCAGAUGGUUCAAAUGAAAAUAUUAAUUCUGUAUUAGAUGCAGGAGUAGCAGAAAGAGUAGUAGAAUUAUUAAGUCAUUGCUCCUUCUUAGUUCAAACACCUGCAUUAAGAACUGUUGGGAAUAUUGUUACAGGAGAUGAUUUACAAACAGAUGUAGUUGUAAAAUUAGGAGCAGUUCAAAAAUUAUCUUGUUUACUUAAUUCUUCAAAAAAAAGUAUUAAAAAAGAAGCAUGUUGGGCUCUGUCCAAUAUAACUGCAGGUAAUAUUUCACAAAUACAAGCAGUUAUAGAUAAUAACGUUAUUCCACAACUUAUUAAUAUAUUAAUGAAAGAAGAUUUUGAAGUGAGAAAAGAAGCUGCAUGGGCUAUUUCCAAUGCAUCUUCAGGAGGAUCCGAAUUACAAAUUGAAUAUCUUGUAGAAUGUGGUGCUAUACAUUCUCUUUCUAAUUUACUAGAUGUUGAAGAUGCUAAUAUAAUAUCAGUUACUUUAGAGGGAUUAGAAAAUAUUUUAGAAAUGGGAGAAAAUAAAAAAUUAAGAGAUAACUUACCAGCAAAUCCAUAUGUACAUUUAUUUGAAGAAUGUGAUAGUGUUCAUAAAAUUGAUGCUCUACAAGACAGAAAAGUUGAUAAUAUUUGUAAUAAAGCAUGGAAAAUAUUAUACAAAUAUUUCCCAUUCGUUAUUAAUAAUGAAUUGAAUAAUGCACAAAUUCCAUUAAAUAACGUCUUUGCAAAUACUGAUGAUGCAGUUUUAAAUAAGGAUUUUACAUUUGAUUAA
Messenger RNA from Plasmodium adleri (nom. inval.), 1638 nucleotides. RefSeq names its product karyopherin alpha. Lineage: Eukaryota; Apicomplexa; Aconoidasida; Haemosporida; Plasmodiidae. Gene Ontology annotation, molecular function: nuclear import signal receptor activity; protein binding. Gene Ontology annotation, cellular component: nucleus; cytoplasm. The coding region runs from base 1 to 1638 and encodes 545 amino acids. The record is from RefSeq and is a predicted model, not a curated record. The transcript has a single exon. Gene Ontology annotation, biological process: NLS-bearing protein import into nucleus.